Messenger RNA from Acanthosepion pharaonis, 1209 nucleotides. The record is from the annotation of a GenBank genome assembly. NCBI's taxonomy places the organism in Eukaryota, Metazoa, Mollusca, Cephalopoda, Sepiida, Sepiidae.
AUGCUUCAUGCGGUGUGGAUAUUCUUCCCUUUCUCGCCCAAAGGCGAAGGCAAGUUUUCCAUCCUCACGUUCUUCUUUUUCUCCUUCUUUUUCUCCUUCUUUGCUUUUCUUCUUUUUCUCCUUCUUUUUCUCCUUCUUUUUCUCCUUCUUUUUCUCCUUCUUUUUCUCCUUCUUUUUCUCCUUCUUUGCUUUUCUUCUUUUACUUCUUUUUCUCCUUCUUUUCUCCUUCUUUUUUCUCCUUCUUUUGCUUUUCUUCUUUUACUUUUUUCUCCUUCUUUUCUCCUUCUUUUCUCCUUCUUUGCUUUUCUUCUUUUACUUCUUUUUCUCCUUCUUUUUCUCCUUCUUUUUCUCCUUCUUUGCUUUUCUUCUUUUACUUCUUUUUCUCCUUCUUUUUCUCCUUCUUUUUCUCCUUCUUUGCUUUUCUUCUUUUACUUCUUUUUCUCCUUCUUUUUCUCCUUCUUUGCUUUUCUUCUUUUACUUCUUUUUCUCCUUCUUUUUCUCCUUCUUUGCUUUUCUUCUUUUACUUCUUCUUCUACUUCUUUUUUGCUACUAUUCUUUCUUCUUAUUCUUCUUUGUUCCUCUUUUUAUUUUAUUCUUUCUUUCUUUUACUUCUUCUUUACUACUCUUCUUUCUUCUUUUACUUAUUUGCUUCUGUUUUGUUUUCUUCUUCUUUGCUUCUCUGUUUUUCUUAUUUUUCUUUGCUUAACGUCUUUGUUUCUUCAUCCUCUUUCCUUCUCUUCUUUCUUUCUUCGUCUUCUUCUUCUUUUCUUAUUUUCUUCUUCUUUCUUUAUCUUCUUUCUUCUUCUUAUCCUUUUCUUUCUUACUUUUUCAUUAGUUCUCAUCUUUCUUUCUCCUUUUCUUCUUCUUCUUUUCUACUCUGUCUUUUUCUUCUUCUUCUUUGCUUCUCUUCUUUUUUCUUCUAAUUCGUUUUCGCUUCUCAUCUUUUUUCUCCUUUUUCUUCUUUUUUUCCUCCCUUCUUUCUUUUUUCUUAUUCUUCUUCGUCUUUCUUUCUCUUCUUUCUUUUUCUUCUUCUUCUUUGCUUCUUUUCUUUUUUCUUCUUCUUCGUGUUCGCUUCUCAUCUUUCUUUCUCCUUUUUCUUCUUCUUUUCCUCUUUUCUUUCUUUUUUCUUAUCCUUCGUCUUUGUUUCUCUUUUUUCUUUUUUUCUUUGUUUCUCUUCUUCUUCUUCUUCUAACUUUCAAAGAAAUUUAA